This is a messenger RNA of Rhodotorula toruloides NP11, 1161 nucleotides long. RefSeq lists its product as uncharacterized. Lineage: Eukaryota; Fungi; Basidiomycota; Microbotryomycetes; Sporidiobolales; Sporidiobolaceae. The transcript has 2 exons. Bases 1 to 1161 code for a protein of 386 amino acids. Gene Ontology annotation, biological process: rRNA processing; ribosomal small subunit assembly. The record is from RefSeq and is a predicted model, not a curated record. Gene Ontology annotation, cellular component: CURI complex; UTP-C complex.
AUGGCACGACUGAGCACGCAGCCUGAGACUGUCAAGGCCGUGCCCCUCCGCUCGGGCUUCUACGCCCUCCCGCUCAACAAUGGCAAGACACACCUCUUCGCUCGCUUGCACCACGCCACGGCUCACGAGGGACAGGAGGACGGAGCCGACACGACCAAGCAGCUGUUUGUGACGGGGUUGCCGCUCGGAGUGAGCGAGAAGGGGCUCAAGGUGGCGCUGGCAAAGGUCUGGGGCGACUCGUGCAAGGUCAAGGAGGUGCGGGUGCUGCCUGCGGCGUCUACGAGGGGCUACACGACGUUGUACGAGAAGGAAGUUGCGGCUGCGCAGGCGGCGGAAGGGGCGGGAGCGCCCGAAGUCGCGCCGCUGUUCGAUCCGUCUGAAGCCUCGACAUCGACUGCGAUUCCUCCGCCUCACUCUGCAAUCGUCACCUUCUCCUCGACACCUUCUCUCCCUCCACCUGCAUAUCCUCCGACUACCGCUCUCACCCUCCCUGCCGCUCCCUCGCUUCUCUCCGCCUCUGCCGCACGACACGCCCGCGCCCGCCCUCAUCGCAGCGUCGUGAUCGCCCACGUCGACGAAUGGAUGCGCGCCUACGACGCACGCAAAGCUGCUGCUGCGCCGGCGUCAUACGACCCUGAAGCGGCACGUGCAGCGGCGGAGGAAGCGAAGGGCAAGAAGGCGAAGAAGGGGAAGAAGGGCAAGGCGGUUGAUGUCGGACCGCUGCCGGGCUCGGCGGCCGAGGCGCUCGCCAAGUACCAGGCUGAGAUGGCGCGGAAGAACGACGUGGCGUUCAACCCGGAUGCGGAGGACGACGGCGAGUGGCACACGGUCUCGCGCGGAGGCAAGCACGGCAAGAGCUUGCUGCCGACCGACGUCGUGCCGACCUUGACGGGGUACGGAGGCGUCAACGUCAAGGUUGCUGGGAAGAAGCGCGGCAAGGCUGCGGCGGAGGAGCCGGCGAGGAUGGAUGCGGGCGUGAAGAAGAUUGUCGGCGACGGUUUCUACUCGUUCAACCGCGCCGAGGGGCGCAAGCGGGACCUCGCCAAUCUCAAGUCGCGAUUCGAGGAGGACAAGCGGCGGCUGGACAGGCUUCGGGCAGGCGGUGCGGGCAAGCAGCGGGGUGGCUCUGCGGGAUCGAAGGGUCGAUUCAAGCCGUACUGA